AUGACCUGCGCCCCAAGCAUUGCGUCCAUGUCCCUUGGGCGCGCCUGGGCAGGGCACUCACUCGAAACCAAGCUGGCCUCAGCACACGAUGCGGGCUUCAAAGGAAUAGAAGUGUUCUACGAGGAUCUGGAGCACCUCGCAAGCACCCUUCCAGGAGGGGUGACCGAUGCAAACAUCAUCACUUCUGCCUCCAUGUUUAAGUCUCUGGCAGACCAAUUCCAAUUGAUCAUCAUUGCUCUCCAACCAUUCAUGCAUUUUGAGGGUCUUGUUUCGGAAGAAGACCACCGCCAGAAAUUGAAGGCCCUGGAACUGUGGUUCAAACUCGCAGAAGUUCUUCAAACGAAUACCAUACAGGUGCCGAGCAACUUUCUGGGAAAUGGUAUCACAGAUGAUCGAUCACGUAUCGUCAGCGACUUGCGCCGUCUUGCCGAUGCUGGCAUGAAACAGAAGCCCCCGAUUCGCUUCGCAUACGAAGGCCUGUGCUGGGGCCGCUUUGUCAAUAAAUGGCAACAAGUGUGGGAAAUUAUUCAAGCUGUCGACCGUCCGAACUUUGGCAUGUGUUUGGAUCUUUUCCAUAUCCUAGGGAGGGAUUGGGCAAACCCUGCCGCAGAUGAUGGAAAGAUCGGUCCAGAAGCAGAUACCCGUCUGCACGACUCAUUGCGGGAGAUGGUCCAAACCCUUGAUAUUGACAAAGUGUACUAUGUACAAGCAGCCAAUGCUGAAAGGGCGGGACUCCCUAUGAGACCUGGUCACCAAUGGUGGAGUGAUGACCAGCCUGCGCGGCUGACAUGGUCCAGAAAUAUGAGAUUGUUUCCAUUCGAAAACGGAAGCUACAUGCCCGACGAGGAGGCUCUUGCGGCUGUGCUGUUGCCCCGGCCACUAGGUCUGGGUUAUCGAGGCUGGGUCAGCAUGGAACUCUUUUCUCGGUCAAUGGCAUCUAGUGAUCCUGGAGUUCCUCGUCGACACGCGGAACGAGGCAUAGAGUCUUGGAACAUUAUCAAAAAUAAAUAUCAGCUCUAG
Exophiala oligosperma is the source of this 1020-nucleotide messenger RNA. RefSeq lists its product as uncharacterized. Lineage: Eukaryota; Fungi; Ascomycota; Eurotiomycetes; Chaetothyriales; Herpotrichiellaceae. The coding region runs from base 1 to 1020 and encodes 339 amino acids. The record is from RefSeq and is a predicted model, not a curated record. The transcript has a single exon.